Messenger RNA from Raphanus sativus (radish), 2284 nucleotides. Its product is annotated as protein ALTERED PHOSPHATE STARVATION RESPONSE 1. Bases 124 to 2262 code for a protein of 712 amino acids. The transcript has a single exon. The record is from RefSeq and is a predicted model, not a curated record. Lineage: Eukaryota; Viridiplantae; Streptophyta; Magnoliopsida; Brassicales; Brassicaceae.
UCGAAUCGUUACAUCUGCCAAAAACUUUUUCAUUGAUAUCAGCAGAAGGGCACAAUAAGUCAACCAAUACAUUGAAGAUCAGUAGGUAAACCGAGAAAAUCGAACUAGGGUUUAUCCGAUUUGAUGGGUAUCGUUGCUUCCAAGGCAGAUCACAAGACUCCUUUGCUGAAUCUGUGUAAAGAGAGGAAGGAACUGAUCAGAGCAGCUAGAGAUGCUCGUUACCACUUAGCCAAAUCUCAUCUUCUCUACUUUCAAUCUCUUUUGGAUUUCACUAACACUCUCAAUCAGUUUGUGCACAAGGACUUGGUCGUGAUUCCCUUUUCGUCCGAUGACGAUUCGAGUAGCGAGCUGGUUUGUUCCCGAUCAUCAAGUUCAGAUUCGGAGUCUGAUUCAGACUCUAACUCUCAUUGUUUAGAAUGUGAUGAAUCUCGAGCAGUCCCGAGCAGCAAGGAUGACGAUCAAAACCCGCAAAAACCCUCGUCUGGAGAGGAAGCUUGCGGCUCAAGUAAAGAUGUUCAUGAGGGUAUGGAGGAGAAGCCAAGUGAAUGUUUAGGGUUUGUGGAGAAAGCGUUGGUGACUGCUCCGGUUGAAGUUGAGAAGAGAGUUUUGGAGACUAAUCCUUCUACUAACCAGCAGAACAGUUUCCACGGUCCUGAUAUAUUCGGUUUGUACAGUUUCUUGGACAACACGGAGCUGGUUUAUACUGAACCGGAUCAGAGUGAUGUAUGGAGAGAGAUAAGGGAGAGAGAAGGGAUCCCUGAAUUGGAACCGGAUAGUGAUCACAGCAGUCUUGUAAGGAAGAAUAAAAGAAAGAAAGAAAGCUCUUCAACGGCUAAAGACGUUGAUAAGAGGGACUUGGGUGUUAGUGAUGAAGAAAGAUGUUCAACUACUAACGUUGUAGGUGAAGUUGAAGCAAACACUAGUAAUGUUCAAGCUGAAGGUGAUCAGGCUGAUGAAACGACUAAGGUGACAAUAUCAGAUGAUGAGGAGCUUCAUGAUGAAGCGUAUGAGUCUUGUUCUUCUUCUUGUUGUUCAGGGUCGGGUCAUACUGAUCUUAGGAACGUAGUUGAAAAGAUCAAUAGUAUAAGCAAGAAAGCUGCGAGUAAUAAUAGUGAAGUCUCUGAUCUGCUUGAAGUGAGUAAAGUCAUCAUUCAUCAUCAACCAUUAGGAUCACAAUUCAAGGAGCUCGCUUCAAGAGUACUACUCGGUAGUUCCAAGAACUCGACACGUGCUUUGCUGUUAAGACGUGGCUUACCCCAAGAUAACCUCGCCGUUUCGCUCUCCAUGACACUAGAGAAGCUCUACGCGUGGGAAAAGAAACUUCACGCAGAAGUUACCGCCGAAGAAAAGCUUAGGGUUUUGUACGAGAAGGGGUACAGUUUUCUAAAGAGCCUUGAUCAGAACGGAGCCGAACCUAACGAGAUCUACGUGGCGGAAGCUGAGGUUGAGCUUCGUUUAUCCAAGGUUAAUGUUUCGGUCCGAGCCGUUGAGUCGGUUUCGAUGAGGGUUCAUAAGAUAAGAGACGAAGAGCUUUCGUUUCAGGUGAAUAAGAUGAUCAAUGUGUUCAAAGCGAUGUGGAGAUUCUUGGCGAAAUGUCACCAUAAGCAGUUUCGGUUGAUCACAAUAAGCAAUUCUUGUGUCCACGUGGUUGAGAGAGGAUCAAGGAGAGUGACGCAGAAGGUGGAAGAACGGAUCAGAAGAUUCAGAGAGUCUUUGAGAGGCUACAUUGAUGCACAUAGAGGUUUCGUUAGGGUUUUAAACGAGUGGCUAAACCGAAACAUCAUGGAGGAGGAGGAAGACCAAACCGAGACAGAUGCUCCUGAGAUAUUUAGGGUGUGUAGCGAGUGGCUAAGGGAGAUUGAGAAUGUGGAUGAAGUCAAAGUGUUGAGUGCUGUUGAAGAAAUGGAGCUGAGGUUUCGAAGUUUAGGGUUUAAGCAAGUAGAGGAAGAGAAACAGAGGCUGAGAACAGAGAGGUUGUGUAAAGAGCUGGAGUCGAAGACUAAGGAAGUGGAGGAGGUUUGGGGAACGCAGGCUGAGAUGGUGAUGGGACCGGAACUGAUGUCUUUGAGAGAGAGUGCGACUCACGAAAGAGAAAAGCAUGAGGGUGUGAUCAGAGAGAUAAACGACGCCGUGUCGAUGUCUUUGCAAGAAUGUUUGGUUCAUGUCUUUGAGGCAUUGGAGGAUUUUUGUUUUUGUAAUUUUAAGGCAUAUCAGAACAUUAGAAUCGUUUCUACAGAAACAUCAACGCUGUUAUUGUGUUAAUCAUAGCAACAAAUAUGUAAAU